CUGACAACGAAUUUUUUUUUUCUCUUUUCUCUUUUCAUUCUUCAAUACCACAAAGCAAAAAAACGCCUCCUGGACUUCACUCAACUUUAUACCUUAUUAUUAUUCACCAGCAAUAAUAGCCCAUCAUCAUCACCAUCAUCAUCAUCAUCAUCACCAUCAUCAUCAUCACAGCGAGUCAUCUUUGGCUUACAUCCGUCCUAUUAGAGUCGCUUUCCUUCCAAGUCUUCCUAAAACGUGUCCCUAGGUUAUAGGGCUUUGUGAACGUUUACCAAACGUAUCCGCAGUCGUUACAGGCUCUCUCUGUCCUGCAUCGCUGCCCCUGGCUCUAGAGCCUCAAGCGCCUCAUAUUGGAUAUUGUCAUCUUCCGUACCGAGAGCAAUAGCAGAAAUAACUGUGGAACUCCAACUUCCCCCAAUAUAGACUCUACCAUGGGGAUCACAAUAGAAGCCAAGUUUGAAUCACAGGACUCUCCAUCAAACGCUAAUCCCUCUUCUGCUUCCCCGACUAACCUACUAUUAAUGCCUACUUCGGUAGAGCUGUCACCUUUAUCAACACCUAUAUACCCACAUUUACCAUCUUCCUCAUCGUCCCCACCUUCCAACAUCGUAUCCAGCCAACUCAACGAAGAGAUUGAUGUAACAUUCGGCAAUGACAGAAUUGUUAUUUUUCAUGAGUCAAAUAUCCAAGUAGCAACGCCAAGACUGUCACAUCGACCUACAUUGCGGCAAGCCAGGCAAAAUGGCGCAGCAGUCUCACUUCCUCGUGAGCCCCUCUCUAUUAACAAUACUGAAUAUGACUGGGAUCUGCCUAAUGGACAAAGCAACUAUAACAACUACAAUAGCGACAGUGAUGACAGCAACAAUAAUGACGAUGAUCAAAAUACAGAGUAUGGACCUCGCCUUUCUUUAACCACAUCUGCCGUCGGUGGUGAGAAUAGAGAAUAUGAGCACGAGGACGAGCAUGAGGGACAUGAGUCUGCAGAGCAAAUGCGGCAGUCGUCAUCACUUGGCGACAUUAAUUAUGCACAAGACUGGAAUCGACUGCUACAGCCACAUCCCUCUCACUCUCGCUCCCCGUAUCAGUUAUCACCGCCUUCGAUACCAUCACUUACAACUACAGGACCGAGCCAGCAGCAACAUCACACACUAUCACGAUUCCUUGCAUUAUCAACCCCGAUGAUCAGGGAAGUGUCGUUACCUUCUGAUCUACCGCAGGCAAAUGAACCAGUCGCGCUACAGAUCAGACGCGUCCAGAGUGAAUAUAAUCUUGGUCUCCGUCAACGGCUUGUGCAACAACAACAACAACGACUACAGCGUGAACAGCGGCUAUUGGAGCAUGAGCAUGCCGCUGCGCUGCUCCCACCCUCACCUACAGCUCAAAAUCAGACAAGGAUGAGCCAAGGCCCUUUCUCAGAUCCUGCUCCCAUACUGCGGCGGCAUCGCACAGCUCCAUUACCGCUUGCUUAUCUACAAAACUCUCAUCUCUUGACGCCUGGCUCUCUGGCCCAUCACCAUCCGCACACUUCGAUUGCUAGGUCACCUGAGCCUCGGGACGCUGAGGAUCAAAUGCUCACAUCUGUUGCUAUAGCACGAUCUGACGAUAGAGACACUCGACAUCCCCAUCAUCACUACCAACAGCUACAUCAACGACAGAAUCAUCAGCUUACAUUGUCAGACGGCGAUAGGGCUUAUCACGAGAGUGGAGGCCCAAGUUUCCCGUUAUCAGUGCCUCAAUCAUCAUCUCCUGAUCCUGGUUUUACUCAAGAUGGGGUUGAUUUAAUGUCUGCCUCUGAUUUUGUGUCCCCACCUAGGCCUGCUAGAUCUGUCUCGUGGUUAUCCUCACCACAUCAUCAAGCAAUUCCUUUUAUGAGACGUUAUUUCGAGCAUACAACAGCAACUCUUAUAUCCUCUUCGGCAUCCGUUGGUAAUAUCAUUGAGCCACAGGGCUCUAUCGACGGGUUUGUAAAUGGACUCGAGACUAGGGUGGGUGUCAAUUGGGCUGAUCUAGACAUUCAAGGGCCUCGUCGUGACGAGCACACUUGGAGAUCACGUACUGCAGAGUCCGAUCCUUUGCAUGCCGAUCCUUUGCAUGCUGAUCCUGAUGAGGAGAUGGUUGGAAGAUAAUAAAUAUUUAGGCUUAUUCAUGCUUUUUAUUAUUAUUUUUUUUACGAAAGCAUCAUUUGUAGUUCAAGUGUACCGCUUCAGUAGUUUACACACACCUUAUCCUUUUACUUAUCUGAUAUAAUAUGCCAUCUCAUUUAUCAACUUGAGAACU
This is a messenger RNA of Lobosporangium transversale, 2274 nucleotides long. RefSeq lists its product as hypothetical. The record is from RefSeq and is a predicted model, not a curated record. The coding region runs from base 429 to 2123 and encodes 564 amino acids. The transcript has a single exon. Lineage: Eukaryota; Fungi; Mortierellomycota; Mortierellomycetes; Mortierellales; Mortierellaceae.